This is a messenger RNA of Corythoichthys intestinalis (scribbled pipefish), 847 nucleotides long. It is a transcript of the gene arl2, whose product is annotated as ADP-ribosylation factor-like 2. Gene Ontology annotation, cellular component: microtubule cytoskeleton; cytoplasm. The record is from RefSeq and is a predicted model, not a curated record. Lineage: Eukaryota; Metazoa; Chordata; Actinopteri; Syngnathiformes; Syngnathidae. Gene Ontology annotation, biological process: protein folding. The coding region runs from base 7 to 561 and encodes 184 amino acids. Gene Ontology annotation, molecular function: GTP binding; GTPase activity. The transcript is spliced from 5 exons.
ACGCCAAUGGGUUUGCUAACUAUUUUAAGGAAAAUGAGGCAAAAAGAGCGGGAGAUGAGACUACUGAUACUAGGUCUGGACAACGCCGGCAAGACGACUGUUGUAAAGCGGCUGAACGGUGAAGACAUCAGCACCAUCCCUCCGACGCUGGGUUUCAGGAUCAUCACGUUGGAGCACAGAGACUACAAGUUAAACAUCUGGGACGUCGGUGGCCAGAAGUCUCUCCGCUCUUACUGGAGGAACUACUUUGAGCGUACGGACGGUUUGGUGUGGGUGGUGGACAGCGCCGAUCGACAACGCAUGGAGGACUGUAGGCAGGAGCUCCAUAAACUGCUUUUGGAGGAGAGGCUACUCGGAUCCACGUUGUUGGUGUUUGCGAACAAGCAAGACUUGCCAGGAGCCUUGUCAGAAGAAGCGAUUCGAUCUGCGUUGGCCCUGGAUGACAUCAAGAACCAUCACUGGUGUUUGAUUGCAUGCAGCGCAGUGACGGGACAGAAUCUUCUCGCAGGAGUGGACUGGUUGUUGGAUGAUAUAGCGGCAAGGAUCUUCAACGCUGAUUGACCAAGAUAUGUUCAGUUGUGUUAAUUUAAUGCUGGUAGACGGCCAAUCAAUUCGCAGUGGGAGGGAUGGCAUUGAAUUAACAUCCCUCCCACUGCAAAUGGAUUGGACAUCUAUAGCCACUAGUGUUAGCGACCUAAGCUAUUAUUUUGUAUUGUCUAAAAUUUUUGUAAAUAAACUUGCUCUGAAGCCAAACUGCAAAUUGUCAAGAAUAACUCCCAAGACAAAAUGAAUAUUACAAAUUUUUUAUUCGAAAAGACAUUCACUUAAUAUCCACAUGACACCAAAA